GGAACUGGGGGGGGGGCGGUAGGAGGGAGGCCAUUUCCUGAACCCCACUUCUCAGAUUCAGCACCUAGAGCAGAACCAGGAAGGAUUCUGGGAGCCAGAGAGGACUGACAGACGUUCAAGAGGGUGGAGACCAGAGUGGGGAAGAACCCGGCCGGGGGGAAUGAGCCGGGCAUGGGGAAGGGGGCCUUUCUUAAGGCAGGAGUUCCCUGCACAGCGAUCUCCAGUAUCUCAAGUAGAGUGGCCACAGGAACGCCACAUAACGGCGGGGUUCAUGGUCCGGCGGGUGCUAGCGGCUGGCCUGCUUUUCAGUCUGCUCCUUGGUUCUUCUGUGCUUUUGGUCUACAUCUUCCGGAGCUGUGGCCCUAGGCCCUGCAGGACGCCCGAGUGUCAUGAUCUUCAGGCUCGUUACCUGGCCUCUGGGAACACCAGUGUGGCCCCCUGCACCGACUUCUUCAGCUUUGCCUGUGGAGACGCCAAAGGCACCAAGAGCUCUUUUCAGGCUCUUGCAGAGGAGAACAAGAGGAGACUUCGGGAAAUACUGGAAAAGCCAGGUUCCCGGCACCUGGGCACUGGGGAGGACAAAGCUUUCCAGUUCUACAGCUCCUGUGUGGACACAGGUGCCAUCGAAGCCGAAGGGGCUGCCCCCCUCAGACAAGUCAUUGAGGAGCUUGGAGGCUGGCGAAUCUCCGGUAAUUGGACUUCCUUAGACUUUAACCGAACCCUGAGCCUUCUGAUGAGUCAGUAUGGUUAUUUCCCAUUCUUCAGAGCCUACCUGCGACCUCAUCCUACCCUUCCACACACGCCAGUCAUUCAGCUGUCUCCUGUAGCACCUUCCCCAUCCUCCCACACCUGUCCUCUCCUCCCUCCACGCUCCCUACUUCUCUCCAGUAUCUCUUGUGUCCAGAUAGACCAGCCAGAGUUUGAUCUUCCCCUCAAGCAAGAGCAGGAACAGAAGAUCUAUGCUCAGAUUGUGCGGGAAUACCUGGCUUAUCUGAGUCGGCUGGGAGCCUUGCUAGGAGGAGACCCAGACAAGGUGCAACAACAUGCCUUCCUGUCCAUCUCCAUUACCUCACAGCUGUUUCAGUUUCUGAGGCCCCUGGAGCAGCAGCAGGCACAGGAGAAGCUCUUUCAGCUGGUCACUAUUGACCAACUGCAGGAAAUGGCCCCUGCCAUCGACUGGUUGUCCUGCUUGCAAGCGACAUUCACGCCAAUGUCCCUGAGACCCUCCCAGCUCCUCGUAGUCCAUGACCUGGAGUAUUUGAAAAACAUGUCUCAGCUGGUGGAAGAGCAGCUGUUGAAAUACAGAGACUUUCUGCAGAGCCACAUGAUCUUGGGGCUGGUGGGGACCCUCUCUCCAGCCCUGGACAGUAAGUUCCAGGAGGCACGCAGAUCACUGAUCCAGAAACUGCGGGAGCUGACCCAACGACCACCCAUGCCCACCAGCCCUCGAUGGAUGAAGUGCGUAGAGGAGACAGGAACCUUCUUCGAGCCUACCCUCACAGCCUUGUUUAUUCAUGAGGCCUUCAGUCCGAAAACCCAAAGUGCUGCCAUGGAAUUAUUCACUGCAAUCAAGGACACCCUCAUCACUCGCCUCAGGAGGGUUCCCUGGAUGGAUGAGAAGACCCGGAAAGAGGCCCAGGAUAGGGUCACCCAACUGCAGGUGAAGAUGGGGGGCCCAGAAUGGGCCCUGAAGCCAUCACUGGCCAGGGAGGAAUACAACGAUAUACAGCUUGGACCCAGCUACCUGCAGUCCUUCCUGAGCUGUGUCCGAUCUCUCCGAGCUAGAAUUGUCCAGAACUUCUUGCAGUCUUUCCCCCAGCACAGGUGGCAGGUGUCCACCUGGGGGGUCAGUGCUUACUAUUCAAUAUCUGACCAUGUGGUGGUCUUCCCAGCCGGACUCCUCCAACCUCCAUUCUUCCACCCUGGCUACCCCAGAGCCGUGAACUUUGGCGCUGCUGGCAGCAUUAUGGCCCAUGAGCUGCUGCACAUCUUCUCCCAGCUGUUACUCCCUGGGGGCUGCCCAGCCUGUGACACCCAUGCCCUACAGGGGGCGCUGCUGUGCCUGAAACGCCACUACCAAUCCAUUCCAUUACCCGGCGGACUCUCCUUCAAUGGCUCUUGGACACUACUGGAGAAUGCCGCCGACAUCGGGGGGCUGGCCAUUGCACUGCAGGCGUACAGCAGGAGGCUGUUAGGGUACUACGGAGAGACUAUCCUGCCCAACCUGGACCUCAGCCCUCUACAGCUCUUCUUCCGAAGCUAUGCCCAGGUGAUGUGUAGGGAGCCCAGCACCUGGGAACCCCAGGAUCCUCACAGCCCUCCCAUGCUUCGAGUACAUGGGCCCCUCAGCAACACGCAAGCCUUUGCCAGACACUUCCACUGUCCGCGUGGUGCCCUCAUGAACCCCUCCAAACGCUGCCAGCUCUGGUAACCUGGCUACCACAGAGACUCCAACUUAGAUGUAACAACACCUCCCUGCCCCAUCCAUGGAAUCAGACGCUAUCUCCUUUCCCUUUCCCUUCCAAAAAUAAAAGCUGGCACUUGGCUUCUGACUGUC
Lynx canadensis (Canada lynx) is the source of this 2557-nucleotide messenger RNA. RefSeq names its product Kell metallo-endopeptidase (Kell blood group) (gene KEL). The transcript has 19 exons. NCBI's taxonomy places the organism in Eukaryota, Metazoa, Chordata, Mammalia, Carnivora, Felidae. Gene Ontology annotation, molecular function: metalloendopeptidase activity. Gene Ontology annotation, biological process: protein processing. The record is from RefSeq and is a predicted model, not a curated record. Gene Ontology annotation, cellular component: plasma membrane. The coding region runs from base 161 to 2431 and encodes 756 amino acids.